AUGGUCACCCACUCGUUGCCCUGCCCUGUUGAUCUAUCUCACCACCUAUCAGAAGUGACUAAGUCGAGAAAACCCUCUGAUAUCAAGGCAUUCUACAAGUACUUUCUCAUCCCCGGUAUUGGCCAGCUCGCAGGAGGACUACCAAGCCCCGACUAUUUUCCGUUCGAUACGCUUGAGGCGAGGACUGCACCACAGAACAGAUGGACACCAUCACACCGUGACCCAAUCACCGUAGGCGACCCUUCUGCGAACAUCGCAACGCAGCUUCAAAAGGCCUGCAUAACGAGACCUUCGAACUCGCGUCUUGUUGUCCCAAAAGACUCCGGCGCUCCAAGUCCUACAAGUAGAAUAGAUGUCACGACGGCGCUUCAAUAUGGACAGGCUACGGGCCUUGCACCCCUCGCUGCGUGGAUAAAGCAGUUCGCGACUGAACACAUGCAUCCAAGCGUGCCAUACAAGGGCGGUCCAGACAUUGUUCUCUCGUGCGGUAAUACGGAUGGUUACUCAAAGACCAUAGAAGCCUUCAACAACACAUGGGUCCCAGACCGGGAUCCUGUGUCGGCCAGGGAAGGCAUCUUAGUGGAGAAGUAUGUGUACAUGACUUCUAUACAGGCUGUCCUGCCAAGAGGAAUGAAUGUUAUUACCGUGGAGCUCGACGAACAGGGUAUGAAAUCAGAUGGUCCUGGUGGACUGGAAGAUAUAUUAGAGAAUUGGGAUUAUUCAAGAGGCAGACGACCCCAUCUUUUGUAUACAAUUACGAUUGGACAAAAUCCAACGGGUGGGGUCCAGAGUGUAGAGCGUAAAAGCGCAAUUUACGAGCUUUGCGUCAAGUACGACAUCAUCCUCAUUGAAGACGAUCCGUACUGGUUUCUUCAGUUUCCAACAGCGAGCAAAAAGGACGCUUUCCACGACACGAAUGCAAAAUCUUCUGGUUUCGACUUCUUAGACUCGCUGGUACCUUCGUAUUUGUCCCUUGAUUAUGAAGGCAGAGUCGUACGACUGGAUACGUUCAGCAAGACUGUUGCUCCUGGGUGCAGACUAGGCUGGAUAACGGCUCAGCCCAGGGUGAUAGAGCGCAUAACAAGAAUUACGGAAACUACCACUGCACAGCCGUCUGGUUUUGUACAGGCUAUGAUUGCAGAGAUGGUCAUGGGUCCAUACAAAUCGGGUGAUGGUAGUGGCGGUAACAAAGACGGGAGUGGAUGGGAGAUGACAGGGUGGGUCCGCUGGCUCGAAGGGCUUCGUGGUAACUACGAACGUCGCAUGAAUAUACUCUGUGACCGUCUCGAGGCAGGGAAGACAAUUGUUAAAGCUGGACGGCGCGGGUCUUUGGUGAGUACUGAGUGGUCUGUUGUCGAGACGACAAAGAUCUAUCAUUUCACGAGGCCAAUGGGUGGCAUGUUCGCAUGGGUCAAAUUCAACUUCAAGUCACACCCGCUUGCCAGAACGGUAGACCACAAACGUUUAGCGCGUGCACUUUGGAUCUUUUGGACUACGAAGCCUUACUUGGUACUGGUCGGGCCAGGUACGAUAUUUGGACCGACACCGGAGGUCCAGGAUCAGGAUGCUUGGAAAUACUUCCGAAUGUCUUAUUCUGCUGUCGGUGAAAAUGAACUCAAACCAAUCGGGGAUAGGUUCGUGGCUGGAGCGCACGCGUUUUGGAGCAUCAAGAGAGAGGAGAAGAUCGAUGAUCUUCUAGGGUACGAUGAAGAUCCUGGCAAGGAAUUCGCUGCAAGUCUGGGUGACCCAGCCGUAGCGAAGCUGACCGGCUAUUGCUGA
Molecule: messenger RNA, 1779 nt
Organism: Pseudovirgaria hyperparasitica
Lineage: Eukaryota; Fungi; Ascomycota; Dothideomycetes; Acrospermales; Acrospermaceae
Product: aromatic amino acid aminotransferas-like protein
Exons: 3
Coding region: 1-1779 (592 amino acids)
Biological process (GO): biosynthetic process
Molecular function (GO): pyridoxal phosphate binding; transaminase activity
Source: RefSeq, a predicted model, not a curated record